GGCGAUGGGACCUCAUCAAAAUCCAUUCCCCCUCAGUUCUCCGCUAAGAAGAAGUCUCUCCUUCAAGCAAGAAUCCCCAGCAGACCUUCUUCCCUGUAUCCCUGCAAAAUCCCAUUUCAUCUCUCCCCUGUUUUGAGCAGAUACUGGGUUCUUUUCCUGCUUCAAAAUCUCGUUCUUGAUAAGUUUUCGGCUGGUUCUUGACCCGGGUUCUUGGGUUUUUGGGGCUGAUUUGUGGGAAAGUUUGAAAAUUUUUGUAUUUUGGAUUUUGGGUUGGGAAGCUAUGGAGGUUUCGGUGAUCGGAAGCUCUCAAGCCAAGAUUUUGAAGACGGACUUGGCGUGCAGAGAGCUCGGGCUGUUGAGUUUCAAGAACGGCGGCCGCGUUUCCUGGGGGAAGUCCCAGAUUUCGUUCGGUCGGAGCUGUGGGUUGAGGAAUUCCGGGGUGAGGUUGACGUUGAAAGCUGUGCAGACUGAAGCGAUCCGGCCCCAGAAAAUUUCAAGACCUCAAUCUUUGCAGCAGCAUGGCGUGAGGUUAUAUGUGGGCUUGCCAUUAGAUGCGGUUUCCUAUUGUAAUGCGGUAAACCAUGCAAAAGCGAUAGCAGCCGGCUUGAAAGCACUGAAACUUCUUGGUGUUGAAGGUGUGGAGCUCCCAAUCUGGUGGGGCGUAGUCGAGAAGGAAGCCAUGGGCAAGUACGAUUGGUCUGGCUAUCUUGCUCUGGUAGAGAUGGUCCAUAAAGUGGGUCUCAAACUUCAUGUGUCGCUCUGCUUCCACGGAUCUAAACAUGCGAAAAUACCCCUUCCCGAGUGGGUGAUAAAAAUAGGAGAACAAAACCCCAGCAUUUUCUUCACAGAUCGCACCGGUCAGCAAUACAAAGAGUGCCUAUCACUAGCGGUCGAUGAAGUCCCAGUCCUAGAGGGGAAGACUCCUGUUGAAGUCUAUAAUGACUUCUGUGAAAGCUUCAAGUCGUCAUUUUCUUCAUUCAUUGGUUCCACAAUCGAUGGUAUCUCGAUGGGUCUCGGACCAGAUGGUGAGCUCAGAUAUCCUUCUCACCAGGGCCUAUCCAGAAGUAGCAAAGUCCCUGGAGUGGGAGAAUUCCAGUGCUAUGACAAAAGCAUGCUUGCGCUUCUCAAGGAACACGGGGAAACAACAGGAAAUCCUUUGUGGGGACUUGGUGGACCGCAUGAUGCCCCUGCUUAUGAUGCAUCUCCGAGCUCAAACAGUUUUUUCAAGGAUGAUGGAGGGUCGUGGGAAUCUCCGUAUGGUGACUUUUUCCUUUCCUGGUACUCAAGCCUGUUAGUACGUCACGCAGACCGCCUUCUCUCGCUUGCAUCUUCAGCUUUUGGGGAUUCAGAGGUAGCAAUCUACGGUAAAGUGCCAUUGGUGCAUCAGUGGUACAAGACUCGCUCCCACCCUGCUGAGUUAACAGCCGGAUUCUACAACACGCAAAACAGGGACGGUUACGAAGUGAUCACUGAGAUGUUUGCACAGCAUUCUUGCAAGAUGAUCUUGCCGGGAAUGGACCUUUCAGAUGAAGGCCAGCUACAGGAGGGCCUCUCGAGUCCAGAGCAAUUGCUAGGACAGAUAUGGUCGGCUUGCAAAAAGCAUGGGGUUGAGGUUUCUGGAGAGAACUCUUCAGAUGCUGUUGCUCAUGGGGGAUUUGAACAGAUUAGGAAGCAUUUGUCGGGUGAAGAUGCGGCACACUCGUUCUUUUACCAAAGAAUGGGGGCGUAUUUCUUCUCGCCCGAGCAUUUUCCCUCGUUUACUCAGUUGGUUCGGAACAUGAAACAGCCGCAGAUGCACACUGAUGAUCUCCUCAGUGAGGAGGAAAAAGCCAAGGAGCCUGUGGCUGCGACAUCUGAAUCCGGAAUCCAGAUGCAAACAGCUUAGAGUUAGUCUUUUUGAAGUAUAGCAACAUGUAUUCAGCUAGAGAAGAUGUACAGAUGUAUUAUAAUACCGUGGUAUACCAUGAAGCUAUUGAGAAAGCCUGUUUUCCAAGUUCACUCUGGGAAUAAUUUUAUUUUUCCAGAUAAUUUGAGUAGAUGAUAUGGGUAUUUUGAAAGGAGUAGAAAAUCA
Eucalyptus grandis is the source of this 2071-nucleotide messenger RNA. Its product is annotated as inactive beta-amylase 9. Gene Ontology annotation, molecular function: beta-amylase activity. Gene Ontology annotation, biological process: polysaccharide catabolic process. Lineage: Eukaryota; Viridiplantae; Streptophyta; Magnoliopsida; Myrtales; Myrtaceae. The record is from RefSeq and is a predicted model, not a curated record. The coding region runs from base 281 to 1885 and encodes 534 amino acids. The transcript has 3 exons.